Messenger RNA from Prorocentrum cordatum, 2297 nucleotides. The record is from the annotation of a GenBank genome assembly. NCBI's taxonomy places the organism in Eukaryota, Dinophyceae, Prorocentrales, Prorocentraceae.
AGCCGCCUUGGCUGAGAAGCAGAUCGCCGCCCUCGCGCGAAGUGCCCCGACCGCCCGUCAGUGCACCUCUGACCAUGACCGGCGCUGAAGUCCAACAUGUCGCCGCUGGAGCCGCUGGAGGCUCCGCGGCCCCAGCGGCGCAGGGCAGUGCCUGCGACAGCUGCGCGUGCGGGGAGCUCGCCAAGCAGAAGGACAUGGAGGACGCGGGCCCCCCGCAGUACGACGACUUCACCUUCCAGCCCCUCUUCGAGCAGGCGACGCCCGUGGACAUCCCGUGGACGCGGCUGCCGGAGCUGGAGAGCGGAGUCAGGGUGACGCCGAUGCAGGUGCCCGGCGGUGGCACGCGGGACCUCGUCAGCGUGGAGCCCUGGGUGCUCCAGCGGCUCGCCGAGCGGGCCAUUGGCGACGUCGAGCACUACUUGCGGCCCGGGCACCUCGAGCAGCUGGCCAAGAUCAUGUCUGACCCGGAGGCGUCCGACAACGACAGGUUUACGGCAAAAAACCUGCUGCAGAACGCCGUGAUCGCCGCGAGGGGUGUCCUGCCUGGCUGCCAGGACACCGGCACCGCGAUCAUCCUGGGCAAGAAGGGCCAAUUCGUCUGGACGGACGAGGAGGACGAGAAGCACCUGUCCCACGGCGUCUACGACGCCUACACCAAGCGGAAUCUGCGCUACUCUCAGGUCUCGCCCGUCUCAAUGUUUGCAGAGAAGAACACGAAGUGCAACUUGCCCGCCCAGCUCGACCUGUACGCCGUGAAAGGCAAUGAGUACAAGUUCAUGUUCAUGGCAAAGGGUGGCGGCUCUGCCAACAAGACCUACCUCUACCAGCAGACGAAGGCGCUGCUGAACCCGAAGAAGUUGGAGGAGUUCAUCGCGGAGAAGGUCGUCACCCUCGGCACCUCCGCCUGCCCGCCGUACCACCUCGCCAUCGUCAUCGGCGGCCUGUCGGCGGAGCUGUGCCUGAAGACCGUGAAGCUCGCGUCCGCGCGCUACCUCGACGACCUGCCCACCACCGGCAACGACCACGGGCGCGCGUACCGCGACACGAAGUGGGAGGAGAAAGUCCUCGCGAUGUGCCACGGCCUCGGCAUCGGGGCGCAAUUCGGUGGCAAGUAUUUCGUCCAUGACGUCAGGGUGAUCCGCAUGCCGCGCCACGGCGCCUCCUGCCCGGUGGGCAUCGGCGUCUCCUGCAGCGCGGACAGGCAGGUGCUGGCCAAGAUCACCGACCACGGAGUCUUCAUCGAGGAGCUGGAGAAGAACCCGGCACGCUUCCUGACCGGCGAGCCCUCGGCGGGGCUCUCCACCUCGGCGGAGUCGGUGAGCAUCGACCUGAACCAGCCCAUGAGAGACAUCUGCGGCAUCCUCACGCAGUUCCCGAUCAAGACCCGGCUGUCGCUGACGGGCCCCAUCAUCGUCGCGCGCGACAUCGCGCACGCGAAGCUGGCCGAGCGCCUCGAGGCGGAGGGGGCCCUGCCCGACUACAUGGCGGCCCACGUGAUCUACUACGCGGGCCCCGCCAAGACGCCGGAGGGGUACGCGAGCGGCAGCUUCGGCCCCACCACCGCGGGCCGCAUGGACACGUACGUGCCACUCUUCCAAGAGCGGGGUUACUCCCUGAUCACCCUGGCCAAGGGCAACCGCGCCAAGGGCGUCACGGACUCCUGCAAGAAGAACGGCGGUUUCUACUUGGGCAGCGUUGGCGGUGCGGCGGCCAACCUCGCGGAGAACGCGAUCAAGAAGGUGGAGGUGGUCGAGUACGAGGAGCUCGGCAUGGAGGCGGUGUGGCGCAUCGAGGUCGAGGACUUCCCCGCCUUCAUCAUCGUGGACGACAAGGGCAACGACUUCUUCGCCGAGUGGAAGAUGUGAUCGCAGCUGGGCGCGUGCCCGCAGUGACGGCAUGCGCCAAGCGAGCGCAUGCAGCAAGUCUAGCGCAGCAUUCAGCAGGGGAUUCAGUCCUCUGGGCCACACGCCCUCAUGGGUUCUGGCUAACAUUUACACACAUUGGAAUUAUUUAAAUUUAAAGCUUGCCAUUCGUGAGGGGAGUCAUUUGUCGUAUUCCCACCCAUGGCGCGCGUUUCUCCAUCCAAGCCCAGUCACGACGGUUCGAGACGAGUCCGACACCUAGAUACCCACAUAGGAACAUUGGGCUGCAAUGCUUUUCCUCUUCCGCGCGAACGUGCGCCAAUUGCGCUAUCGUCUUCGCAGUUGCCGCGUGCUGCAGCCCCGCAGCGGUGCUAUCCACGCUGGUGACGCACCAACGAGAGAGAGACAGAUAGAUAAAGGACAAUAAACAAGGAA